Mus musculus (house mouse) is the source of this 1955-nucleotide messenger RNA. RefSeq names its product prokineticin 2 (gene Prok2). Gene Ontology annotation, cellular component: extracellular region. The record is from RefSeq and is marked validated. NCBI's taxonomy places the organism in Eukaryota, Metazoa, Chordata, Mammalia, Rodentia, Muridae. Gene Ontology annotation, biological process: angiogenesis; endothelial cell proliferation; chemotaxis. Bases 88 to 474 code for a protein of 128 amino acids. The transcript has 4 exons.
AGAGCAGCCCGGCCACGCGUCCCCAACGUCCCGGGUCCCAACGCCCCGGAACGCGUCCCCUAACCGCCACCGCGUCCCCGGGACGCCAUGGGGGACCCGCGCUGUGCCCCGCUACUGCUACUUCUGCUGCUACCGCUGCUGUUCACACCGCCCGCCGGGGAUGCCGCGGUCAUCACCGGGGCUUGCGACAAGGACUCUCAGUGCGGAGGAGGCAUGUGCUGUGCUGUCAGUAUCUGGGUUAAGAGCAUAAGGAUCUGCACACCUAUGGGCCAAGUGGGCGACAGCUGCCACCCCCUGACUCGGAAAAGUCAUGUUGCAAAUGGAAGGCAGGAAAGAAGAAGGGCGAAGAGAAGAAAGAGGAAGAAGGAGGUUCCAUUUUGGGGGCGGAGGAUGCACCACACCUGCCCCUGCCUGCCAGGCUUGGCGUGUUUAAGGACUUCUUUCAACCGGUUUAUUUGCUUGGCCCGGAAAUGAUCACUCUGAAGUAGGAACUUGAAAUGCGACCCUCCGCUGCACAAUGUCCGUCGAGUCUCACUUGUAAUUGUGGCAAACAAAGAAUACUCCAGAAAGAAAUGUUCUCCCCCUUCCUUGACUUUCCAAGUAACGUUUCUAUCUUUGAUUUUUGAAGUGGCUUUUUUUUUUUUUUUUUUUUCCUUUCCUUGAAGGAAAGUUUUGAUUUUUGGAGAGAUUUAUAGAGGACUUUCUGACAUGGCUUCUCAUUUCCCUGUUUAUGUUUUGCCUUGACAUUUUUGAAUGCCAAUAACAACUGUUUUCACAAAUAGGAGAAUAAGAGGGAACAAUCUGUUGCAGAAACUUCCUUUUGCCCUUUGCCCCACUCGCCCCGCCCCGCCCCGCCCCGCCCUGCCCAUGCGCAGACAGACACACCCUUACUCUUCAAAGACUCUGAUGAUCCUCACCUUACUGUAGCAUUGUGGGUUUCUACACUUCCCCGCCUUGCUGGUGGACCCACUGAGGAGGCUCAGAGAGCUAGCACUGUACAGGUUUGAACCAGAUCCCCCAAGCAGCUCAUUUGGGGCAGACGUUGGGAGCGCUCCAGGAACUUUCCUGCACCCAUCUGGCCCACUGGCUUUCAGUUCUGCUGUUUAACUGGUGGGAGGACAAAAUUAACGGGACCCUGAAGGAACCUGGCCCGUUUAUCUAGAUUUGUUUAAGUAAAAGACAUUUUCUCCUUGUUGUGGAAUAUUACAUGUCUUUUUCUUUUUUAUCUGAAGCUUUUUUUUUUUUUCUUUAAGUCUUCUUGUUGGAGACAUUUUAAAGAACGCCACUCGAGGAAGCAUUGAUUUUCAUCUGGCAUGACAGGAGUCAUCAUUUUAAAAAAUCGGUGUUAAGUUAUAAUUUAAACUUUAUUUGUAACCCAAAGGUCUAAUGUAAAUGGAUUUCCUGAUAUCCUGCCAUUUGUACUGGUAUCAAUAUUUCUAUGUAAAAAAAAAAAAAAAUUCUGUAUCAGAAUAAUGACAAUACUGUAUAUCCUUUGAUUUAUUUUGAUAUUAUAUCCUUAUUUUUGUCACGGCUGUCAACAGUUUUUAUUACGAGCGGAUUUCUAUAUAGCCCUCAUCCUAAAGUCGGCAGACACCCCAAAGCUGGUGAAUUCACUCUAACGAUACAUGCAUUUUCAUCUCACAUCCAGGAGAGCUGUGUUUGUGUGAAUUUCAAGGUAGCACAAAAACGAAUAAAUAAACCAUGUGUAUUCAAAAAAACAAAAGCCAAAACAAAAAAGCUUUGGCAAGUGAAGGAAAGCAUGGCACCCGGAAGCGAUUGUUAGCUGGCAUGGACCCGUAGGCUUGCCCUGCGAGAUCCGAUGGGGCAUGUGUGAUGCGUGGCGUGACAUGGGUUAGGCUCGAACUGCACAGUGGUACCAAUGUGGUCUGGCCUUGAACAACUCACUAAGUGUUGUCAACCCAUAUUGUGUCACAAAUAAACAUCUGAACCCUCAA